Molecule: messenger RNA, 2070 nt
Organism: Naumovozyma dairenensis CBS 421
Lineage: Eukaryota; Fungi; Ascomycota; Saccharomycetes; Saccharomycetales; Saccharomycetaceae
Gene: ECM25
Product: Ecm25p
Exons: 1
Coding region: 1-2070 (689 amino acids)
Biological process (GO): small GTPase-mediated signal transduction
Cellular component (GO): cytoplasm
Molecular function (GO): GTPase activator activity
Source: RefSeq, a predicted model, not a curated record
AUGAUAAACAUUAAUACAAAUAACAUCUUUUUUAAAUCAUAUUCAAUAGACCCAAUUACUGGUCAUUCUAUUUAUGUUUUUGAUUCCACUUACCUACCUUCUCCAGAGGAAAUUGGAGAUAAACAGGUUUAUGAUCUUUUGAUUGACGAAUUGAUGGAUAGACUUAUCACUACUUUACCCUCAUCACCGUAUUCACUAGUGGUAUUUUCCUCUGGAUUUUCAGCUAAGAAAAUUAGUUGGGUUUACGGUAUCAAAAUGUUCUCUAAGAUCCCGAGAGAAGCAAGGAUCUACUUACAAAAGACUUAUAUUGUCCAUGAAUCCUUUUUCAUAAGAACAGUGUAUCAGGUACUUUCCAAUGCCAUGAGUAUAAAUUUUUUGAAAGGCCCUUCUAAUAAGGAUCUUGAGCUUAUCCCCACAGUUGAUCCAGAAUCAAUAGAGCAAAAUAAUAAUCUUUCUCCAAAUGCAUCUAUAGUCCACGUCCCGGAUUUAACUGCAUUGUCGAGAAUGAUAGAUAUCACAAGACUACGUAUAUCGCUUAAUGUAUAUUUGCAUGAUUACGAAAUAACUGAUUACAUUGAUGUACCUCAGAGUUAUUUUGAAAGGUUAACAUCAUUAGGAAACAGACAGUAUAGGCAAUUAAUCUUCGAUAAAAUCUUCAAAAGAUUAAAGAUAGAUUCCGUUAAGAACGAGUUAGUUUUCCAAAAACCAGGUUCUUACAAAAAAGUAAACAUAUUCCUUGAUAUUAUUGAACGGAACAAUUACAUUGACUUGUCACAAUGGGAUAUUUAUUCAUUGGCAUCAGUUUUUACAUACUUUUUAAAACAAAAGAGUAAGCCGUUAAUACCCGUACCUUUAAUCCCUUUACCAAUUAGCGAUGACUUCGAUUAUACAUAUAAGACUUUCCAAACAAUUAUUUUGUAUAAUAAUUAUUACGAUUUAAUAAUGACAAUUUUCCCCCUGUUUAUUAACAUUUUAAACCAUUCAGAGAUAACAAGACAUGACCUUAAAUCAUUAAGCAAAUGUUUGGCACCUACGCUAUGUCAGGAGAGAGUUUCAAUGAAAAAUGAUGAUACUUUAGUUAUCGGUGCAAGAUUUAUUAGAAAUUUACUGGAAAUGUACGAUAAGAUCCAUUCACUUUCCAAAAUGAACAAACUUCAUAUUCAAGAUGUGGACCUACUCUUACAGAGUCCAUCACCAAAACCAAGGGAGGGUAGAACUAAUAGAACAGUAUCUGCAACUGGUGGGACGAGGAUCAUAUCUCAACAAUCCACGUCUAUCCCAUCACUACCACCGUCUUUGCCUAAACCACGGAAAUUAAGCCCGACUAAAUAUGAUACCAAUUCGAGUCGUAGUUCUAGUCCAGUUAAAAGCAGAACAGCAAUGCAAAACCGAAGUCUAAAUUCAAAAUCUUCAAUACCCUCCAUAUCCACAGUACUUACAAAAACGAAUACUCCUUCAAGCUCCACUUCAGAUUCAACUCCAAAUCUUGAAUUAACAAAUGAAACGAUACCAUCAUUAAAUUCGAAAGCUUCAAAUGUAUCAUUACGUUCCUUCGGGAAACCACCAUUAUUAAGCUCCAAGGCUUCAAAUGUAUCUUUACGUUCAGAUGAAAUCAUUUCACCAUCAUCACCAAUUUUGAGAUCCAAAGUAUCAAAUAUAUCUCUGCGGAUAAAUAGUGAUUCAUCAUCAACUUCCAAUAGUAAUGAAACCCCUACAUUACUGAAGGAUAUCAAUGAGCCACAUCCACAUCCAACAAAUAAUGUUACGGAGAUGGUAACAGAUAACGAAUCCUAUGAUUGGAGGCGCAAUGCUAAGGAAAGAAGACCAUGGAAUGAUGAUAUGAUACUUAAGAUUGAGCUAGAUGAUAAAUUCCAAAAAUUUGAUAGAGAAUUACAAAAGAAAAGGAAUAAUUUAGUUAAACUUAACCAUUUGAAAACGACUAAAUUUUCAAAUGAAGGAUUUUCUGGAUUGCAAACUGAGAAUAAAGUUAGUAAAUUAGCAGCACUAUAUGAGGAAAGAUUACAAGGUUUACAAUUAAUGAAUGAAAUCAAAAGAAACGAAGGUCUUUGA